CCAUUUGCUAUUCUUAAAACUCCUCUCUGUGGCGCAGUGGUGAGGGAGAGAUCUCUGUUCUCCCUCCACUUCUUUUCUUCUCCCUGUGGCUUUGUUUUGGUAGUAUGGUUUUUGUUGCUGCUGCCACUGAGACUUCAUGAAUGUGACCUUAUUAGUGGGUGAAAAGUUUUUGCUGUUUGUGAGGACAUCUGCUGUAAAUCAGUCAUGAGCUCCAGCCUUGUCAACUCUUUGGCCAAAGUGUACGACCCAAACCCUCUUCAUGGGCAGAAGCCCGGUGGCAGGAAGCUCUCACUUAAUGGAUCAGACAAGUCACCAGCUUCUUCAUCUUCAUCAUCACCUUCCUCCCCCCAUGAUGCCGCCCUGCGCUGCGUGGAGAACCGGAUGGACUCCCUGAGCUCUCAGAUGGAGCGUUUGCUCAACAUGCAGCAGACCGUCCUGACCCGGCUGGAUGGCUUGUCCCAGGACGUCAGGGGAAUGGGUCGGGAUCUGGCCUCUUUGCGUGAAGAGGGCCACGGGGGGAGGCGUGGGUCUGGGUUUGAGGUGUGCAGGGAGUUGCGUGGGGCCGUGGAGAAGACCAGCGAGCGGAUGGAGUGUCAGGGACGCAGGCUGGAAGGGGUGGAGAAGCUGGUGGAGGGCACCCAGCAGGUGAUCAGCUUCAUUGGGGAGGUGGUGAAGAGCUCCAGGCUGGUGGAGCUGCUGUUUAAACAGCCUGGAAAUAAGGCUUUCAAGAAGGCAAAGGAUGACAAGGAUAAAGCAAAGCUGAGCCUGAAAGGCUUAAAGGCCCAGAAGAAGAGAAGACCUCAGGACACGUCAGACACGUCCUCGCUGAAUGAGCCUGUCCUGCAGGAACAGGUGGAAAAGCUCAACAGGCAGAACACCGAGCAUUCCCAUGGAAAAGCAGAGGCCAACAGUGAGAGGGGCGAGGACAGUGGAGGAAGAAGACAGGAGCCUGCCGAGCUGAUCCUGGACGGACCACACAGCUCUGCCGCCCAGUCAGAGGAGAGGAAGAAGGCAACUAAGGAGAAAGAGGAGGAGGAGGGGGAUUUCUUUGAGGACUCAGAGUCAGAAGAAGAGCAAAAGGCUGCAGAUGUUAGUCUAGAACAAGCAGGAAAAGUGGAGGAUGAUGGGAAGAAAAAGCACAAUGCAGAGGCAGAAGAGUCGUCAAAAUUAGAAACAGCCUCAAGUGCAGAUAUCUGCAAGACCUCCCUCCUUCCACAGGAAAGCUCUGAGGAAGUCGGCGAUGUGGCCACAUGCAGCAAGCGUCGUGUCACAGAAGAAGACCUGGUGACGGAUGACCUCAAAAAAAGCAGAGUGGAAGACAGUAAGGUGGAAACUGCUGAUGGACAGGUGGUGGAGGGGGGCGAGCCGCAGGCCUCUAAAUCUGACGAAGCAAAGGCGGAAGAGGAGGGGAAGGUUGGAGAGUCAGCAUUGAAGGAAUUUAUUAUUGAUUCAAGCCCUCCACCGUUAGCACCUUUCGACCACCGCAUCGUGACUCCCAAACCCCAUCAGAUAGCCACCUAUUACACAAUCAACAGAGACGAGGUCCUGGGAGGGGGACGUUUUGGACAAGUCCACAAGUGCAUGGAGAACUCGUCUGGUCUGAUGCUGGCUGCCAAGAUCAUCAAAGCCAGGAGCCAGAAAGAGAAGGAGGUGGUAAGGAAUGAGAUCCAGGUGAUGAACCAGCUGAACCACGCCAACCUCAUCCAGCUGUACGCCGCCUUUGAGUCACGCCAUGACAUCAUCCUGGUCAUGGAAUAUGUGGAGGGAGGCGAGCUGUUUGACCGCAUCAUUGAUGAGAACUACAACCUGACAGAGCUGGACACGGUGCUGUUUAUACGCCAGAUCUGUGAAGGGCUGCAGUACAUGCAUAAGAUGUACAUCCUACAUCUUGACCUCAAGCCAGAGAACAUUCUUUGUGUCAGCAGAGCCACUAACAAGAUUAAAAUCAUUGACUUUGGCCUGGCCAGGAGGUAUAAACCCAGAGAGAAGCUGAGGGUCAACUUUGGAACGCCUGAAUUUUUAGCUCCUGAAGUCAUCAACUAUGAGUUUGUUUCAUUCCCCACAGACAUGUGGAGCCUUGGCGUAAUCACUUACAUGCUGCUCAGUGGCUUGUCUCCGUUUCUGGGGGACGACGACAACGAGACGCUGAACAACAUCCUGGCCUGUCAGUGGAACUUUGAGGAAGAGGAGUUUACGGACAUCUCUGACGAGGCCAAAGACUUCAUCACCCUUCUGCUGGUGAAGAGCAAGAGCUGGAGGAUGAGCGCAGCAGAGUCCCUCAGACACCCCUGGCUGUCAGACCGGAGUCUGCACUAUCGACUAAAUCAGAAGAAAAACAAGUGCCACUCCACACAUGCUCCUUCUCCAGAGAGCUCGACAGAAACACUGUGAGGCCCUCAGCAUGCCUUUUGACAAUGUAGGGCCCUGGAGCCCAACACUGGACCAAUGCUGCUGUACCUGUAUACUGGAUAACUACUCUCUGCUUCGCAUCCUCCCAUUCGCUUAGCUCCGCGGCUUGUAGUUCUGGUCUGAAUGGUGAUAGAGAGCCCCGCAGGGAAAAAGAACAGACAUUUGUUAACGCUGCCUUCAAGGCACAAACCACCUGCUAGCAUGGUUACCGUCCUGUAGAGCACACGACCUCCGACUGAACCAGUGAGGACUCUCUAGCUAUAUGGUGGUGUGUAGUUUCUGUUGCAGGUAAAAUAACCACCUGUAUCACAAUGGGGAAUCCAAAAUAUUAGAGACUAAAAGCCUGAAUUACUUGUCACUUCUACAACUUCCACAUGAAUCCCUGAAAAUCAGCAGUUUAGCAUCAAACAGACUCCUGUUUGCCAGUGAUCAGUCUGUCAUGUUGUCCUGGUAUGUUGCAUGCUUUGCACUUUUUGGCCUAUUUCUUCGAGAUUUAGCAAACAACGUUAAACAAAAUAUAGACUGAAUGCUAUUAUUUUAAUAAUAUAUUUUUGUGAAUACAGAUUUCUUUCUUUCUUUUAAUUUACAAGUCUUAUGAAAAUGUUAUUAUUUCUCGAACAUAAGGUAAAAAUAUAUGUAGAACUCGGUUGAAGUUGAUUUCACACCACAUUAAUUUAUUUUGUAUAUAACACAACACUGCAUACUCUCAUUCCCCUGAAAAGUGAGAACAUCUCAAUGACUGAAUACUUCCCUGUCCGUGUCAAAUUCAGCCCUCAUCUCUGGUACAUUUUCACUGUAGACUGGAUUUCCUUCUGUAUGCGUUAAUGCCACUAGCUCGCCUUUGCUUCGGCAGUUUGGAGUAGCCCUCUCACCUUCCAUGAAGGCAUAACGAACAACAGAAUACUACCUAUGAAUGAUUCAUGUUUAUGACUGAAGUGGAUUCUUAUGUUCAUUCAUUUACUGGUUCAACACCAGACUGUACUUGAAGUGCAAAGCUUUUAUUCAAGAUGGGAUUUUAUUUUCAGGGGAGACAAACAGGAUUUCACUUAGUUAUGCACAUACUGUGUGGAUGCACAGUUCAGCUUGAUGGAGAGCCAACAACAGAGCGGAGGAGACACCAGUCAGUGCUUUAUUGUCCCAUUCUGCCUCAGAGAUGGGAAGUUUGGAUAAAUUUCCGUCACUCAGUUGUUGGCUGUUCCAUUUGGAAAUGGAAAAGCUUUGUGAUUUUGAAUACUUGUUUAAUUGAAUUUGUGAUACUUUUUUUUCAAGUUUUCUUGGUUAAUGAUAAGACAUAAAUUUAUGUAGAAUAUAAAUAAGCAAAUAAAUAAAUCACACUAGAAAACA
Dicentrarchus labrax (European seabass) is the source of this 3753-nucleotide messenger RNA. It is a transcript of the gene mylk4b, whose product is annotated as myosin light chain kinase family, member 4b. The transcript is spliced from 13 exons. The coding region runs from base 205 to 2391 and encodes 728 amino acids. Lineage: Eukaryota; Metazoa; Chordata; Actinopteri; Moronidae. Gene Ontology annotation, molecular function: ATP binding; protein serine/threonine kinase activity. Gene Ontology annotation, cellular component: cytoplasm; nucleus. The record is from RefSeq and is a predicted model, not a curated record. Gene Ontology annotation, biological process: intracellular signal transduction; protein phosphorylation; positive regulation of apoptotic process.